Molecule: messenger RNA, 642 nt
Organism: Ambispora gerdemannii
Lineage: Eukaryota; Fungi; Glomeromycota; Glomeromycetes; Archaeosporales; Ambisporaceae
Source: the annotation of a GenBank genome assembly
AUGACAGUUUCCAAAACUACAUUUCUACAAAAAAUUAUUUCAUUUGUGUCACUCUUAUCACCUAUUGAAUGGUUUACCUGGUUCACAUUUGUCGUGAUUCUUCCAAUGUGCUCUUUUUUCGGCUGGUUGGCUCUACCAUUCGUCGUCUUUGCUUUUAUUAUCGCUAAUAUAUUUGGUAUUAUUCAGUUGUUGUCGAAAGCAACUUAUUCACUAGAAAACGACACAGGAAACAACAUAAACGAGACUAUUCUCCCGAAAGUCUCUGAGAAAGAUAUUGAAAAGUAUGAUAAACAACUUGAUAAGGUUGACGAGUUUGAUCCUGUACUCAUAAUUUCUCCAAAUCACAAUUGGAUAAAUCAACAUACAUUGCAAAAUUAUCAAACGGUGAUGAAUGCAUUUGCGACUGACAGUCUCCGACGAAACAAUCGAAGAGAUGAAAAUUCGCUCUGUGUAUUUCAUUUCUCAACUGUGACCGAACUUUACACCGUACGCAGAAACAUCCGCACACUUCAUCCCAAUGCGUUCUUCGAUCCUAAUGCUCAACCUCAACAGCAACCAAUUGGUACUGCUUGGAUACUUAAUAAGGUGGGAGUGCGAAAGAGCGAUUUUGGUGAAGAUGAUUCAUUCUUUGUUAUGCGUUAA